AUGCAGAAAUGGUCGGUCCCGCGCUCCCUUGCCCUCGUUGUCCCCGUGGCUUGUAUCUUGGGUGGCAUACAGGCAGCCUUGAUCAUCGCUCUACGCAUUGCGCAAGAUAGGAAACUCCAAUGGCCGCUGUCUCUCAUGGCUGUUCUUUCGGCGGCAUUGCUCGCGGCCGGUGUGCUCCGCCACUACCUGGACAUUUACCUCCAUCGCACUGUCCGCGGCAUCUCCUUCCUCUUCGUAGGAAUUGAUGCUGCGGGGGACUUGUUUUCCUUGGUGUCGGUGCUGUUCCAGCCGGAGCUGGAUGUUCUUGGUCUUGUCAUCUACGGAACGGAGCUUAUCUUGUGGAUUGGUGUCUUCGCGUGUGGAGGCUACUACAACCUCCUCCCCUGGCUUCGAAGCAGGAGCAAGCGUGCCAGCUCAAUCAACAACGGUGCUGGCGGACUGUCCCCUGCCUGCUCGAGGACCCGCACCCGGCAGAGUGGCCCGGCGACGGAGCCCAUUGCGCUGCACGACCUGCCUUCUACUAAGGACCCGCGACUGAUAGCCAUCAUGAGCACAGUUGCGACAAAGGUCAUGUCGCUUAGUUCGACCUCAGGAGCGCCGACGCCUCCAAACCCAACACCGUGUACAGAGUCGUCCAAUGGCAACAACAAUGGUACGCAACCCGACUUCGACGCCGUCGGCCGGAUUCUUGGCCCAAUACAAGAGGAUUUGAACGAGCAAGCCGACGUCGCUAUGCUACCUAGCCCUCCCAUCAACACCCCCGAAGCCUUCUCUCCUGCACCAUCCGUCUAUCGUGUCACACGUAGCCGUGGUUUCAGUCUUCUCGGAGACCGCUUGGCCCAGCUCAAGCUUCACGAGCGCAGCUCGCCCCGCAAAGAUUCGGAUUGCGCCUCGAGCAGCCGCUCUGUCGUGACGUCAAACGAAGAGGACGAGGGCGAGAACAUCGAGGACGAUACGAGCUCUACUGGUCGCUCUACUGGAAACUGGAGCGCAUCUAAGUAUACUCGCAAUAAGAUUGCAGCCCCGCUCAUUUCUCCUACCCCAGCUGCUAUUCCUAUUGCGCUCGGAUCCGCUCGGCUUAACCCGCGCAUUGAAGAGUAUGUCCAGUUCUCCAGCAAGGACCUGCCCGUGACCGGUCCCGCAAAGGGUGCCACCUCUUCUACUCAGGCUGUCCCCGCGAACAAUGGCUCACAUACACGCGGCGGCUCUUUUGACACAAUCAAGAGCGACGGAGCUGUCAGCGGAGUCACGGAGAAGAGCACCUGGGCUGAAGAGGUCGAGGACGCCGCCGAGCGGGCGUUUUUGCGGCUGGAGCAGCUGGCAUGCGAUGAGUACACCCUUAAUCCCAUGCAUAGCAUGGAGAACCACUACGUUCAGCGCCUCCAGCGACUCCUUGCAAAGAUCGAUCGAAAGGUCAAAGUCAAAGUCACCUACGAAGACUCUCCUGCGAGCUCGGCUAGCUCCUCGACGAUUUCCACGGAAGCUCCUACUGAGGUGCUCGAGGAGCCCACCAACGAGGCCCCCGGUGGAGCCGUCGAGAAGGUCGCUAAGGAGUAG
This is a messenger RNA of Didymosphaeria variabile, 1557 nucleotides long. RefSeq lists its product as uncharacterized. NCBI's taxonomy places the organism in Eukaryota, Fungi, Ascomycota, Dothideomycetes, Pleosporales, Didymosphaeriaceae. The coding region runs from base 1 to 1557 and encodes 518 amino acids. The record is from RefSeq and is a predicted model, not a curated record. The transcript is spliced from 3 exons.